This is a messenger RNA of Dentiscutata heterogama, 960 nucleotides long. NCBI's taxonomy places the organism in Eukaryota, Fungi, Glomeromycota, Glomeromycetes, Diversisporales, Gigasporaceae. The record is from the annotation of a GenBank genome assembly.
AUGUCGGAAAUUAAUGAGAUUUUGGCCGCUACGGGUCAAAUAAAUGACAGUUCUGCUUUAAAUGAGAGUCACAACAACGAAUCAGGGCUGGAUCCUAACACUGAAUUUGACGAGCCACACGUUGGUCGACAUGGAACAAUGGCUCUAAUUCUUCUAGGUGCCCUAUUAGGUUUUCAAUUAGUGAUUCUUUACUGGAAACAACGACAUUAUCGCUCCUUCCAGCUGGUUACGUUGGUUGGCUUAUGGUUGAUACCAAUGUAUAUUUUUGGAAUUCAAGCUCAUUUUUGGAGAUUUUUGACGAUUUGGGUUUUAUAUUCAAUAGUCAAUUCAUGUAUUUUAUAUUUGGCAUCUAGAAAACCUCUAGAUCACAAAACACCAAGAUUAGUUUACAAAUGGUUUUCUAUUGUUUACAAAGUGUCAUAUGCUGUGGGAAUCACUGGAUAUUCGAUAAUUAUGUUCACAUUUUUCGGAAUAAUCCAGUUAUUUUAUACGGGGCCUGAAGUUAUAGAACUUGGAGUCUUACUUUUAUGCUACGGAUUAUAUUUUGGUGUUUUAAGUAGAGAUUUUGUUGAAAUAUGUACGGACAGAAUGGCGUCUACUCUUGGAUAUUAUAACAAAGAUGGAUUUCCACGAAAACACCUUAGAGCAAAUAUAUGUGCGAUAUGUGGUGUAGCUGCAAAUGGAACAAAUGAAGCAGGAGAACAACAGAAUGUUUUUCAACUGGCAUGUCGACAUGUUUUUCAUAAUGAUUGUAUACGUGGGUGGUGUUUAAUAGGCAAAAAAGAUAUUUGCCCAUAUUGUAAAGAAAAAGUUGAUAUGAAAGAAUUCAAAACAAACCCAUGGGAUACACAACAACAACUAUACCUAAGUCUUCUUGAUGGCGUUCGUUAUUUGAUAGUAUGGCAACCUGUAAUUUUCGCAUUUGUAGAAUUAGCUUACCAUUUAAUUGGAUUGGAAUAG